Molecule: messenger RNA, 5123 nt
Organism: Rhipicephalus microplus (southern cattle tick)
Lineage: Eukaryota; Metazoa; Arthropoda; Arachnida; Ixodida; Ixodidae
Product: protein ALP1-like
Source: RefSeq, a predicted model, not a curated record
CACACAAUACAAAGGGACAUAAGCGUCGCGAGAACUUCGGUCUGACAAGUUCUCUUUUUUCUUCUCCUUGCGCAAGUGCUCCUGCGUGCCGAUUUGCGUGUCUUCCAAGCGACGUGACGAAGGUAGCGCGAAAUGACGGAGCGGCAGCUGUGAACUAACUUUUUGAACGGACACUCCGCCGAAUCUCACGGGACCGUCCUAUUCGGGAAUGCUGCGUCUGCGGCCGUGACAGCGGCGGCGGAAGCAGGUUUGGCCGUCGCAUGCUUCUGACUGUUCUUUUACUUUUAUUUUCUUUCUCUCUCUCGUCGACGCCAUGGUUCGGACCUUGGGGAAGGCGGUGCGGACUCCGAAAGAUUACGAGCGGUGACGUUUGUGUUAAGUGUCGUUUGUACCUGACGCGCUAGAUCCGUACCGUAAUUUCUGCGCGACCGCGUAGCGAGAGACGCUAUGUCGUCGACCAAUGCCGACCAGACCCGUUCGCCCCCAAGCCUGGGGUCGUCGUCGAGCAGCGGAAGCAGCACUCCGCGACCGCUGCUCAUAUCGGACACAAAGGACUUGCGCGCCGUGAUCGGCUGUCAGAUGCUCCUCCUGCAUGCUCUCCGCAAACGCCGCCGACGGACGCUCCUGGACCGGCGCACGUACGCGGUGCAGAACACGAUGCUCUUGCGCCGCGUCCAGAGACGCCAGUCGAGGAUCCACUUUCUCAUGAGCAUCCUGAAGACCGCCUUCACGGCCGGCCUGGGUCACGACCUCUGCGCGAACCGAGGAACGGCCAACUCUAAUCACGUCUCGUCUUCGGCAGACUUCGCCGAUGGCUUCGACGAUGACGACGUGGACGACAGGUCGCAAGAAGGCAACGACCGCCUUCUCACUCCGGGACUCAUCGGGGACGACGUCUGGCUCAACACGUUCAGGGUGGGGAAGGACCUGUACCAGUUCCUGCUGACCGAACUCAAGCCCUUCAUGACGAUGGGCCAAGCAGCGAACGGCGGGCUCCCGCCGUACGAGCAGCGCGUUGCCAUCGCGCUGUGGCGCCUCGGCAAGGUCUGGGACGACCCGGCGCUGCUCAGGGCCUUCGGAGUGACGGGAGACGCCGUGGGCGCCAUUGUGCGAGAGUUCUGCUCGGCGGUCGUCAAGGUGCUGAUGCCCCGAUUUGUGCAGGUAAUAACAAAAUGUGCCUUUGACGAAGACCUCGAUGACAUCACCGACCAGUUCCGUGAAAAGGCUGGCCUUCCACAGUGCGCUGGUGCCCUCUGCUUUGCUCACAUUCCAAUCCAACCACCACCGGAUGAUGACUCUGGAGAAUACACCAACCUAGAAGGUUGGAACUCCAUCAUUGUGCAAGCUGUGGUUGGUGCCGACCGGCGCUUCUGGGAUCUCAACAUUGGCUGGCCUGGCAGCACUCAGGUGGCCCAGGUGUUGCGUAGCUCCAGCCUCUGGAAGAAGGGCGAGGAAGGCACGCUUUUCGUUGUGCAUGACGAGGACAGUCCCCCAGUGGAACGUACCCACAGGGUUCUCGCGGCAGGCACGGGCUACCCUCUCCGCAACUGGAUCGUCACGCCGUUUCUGAACCCGGACGAGCGGCAGCUCCGUUUCAAUCGUGCCCUCUGCGAGGUCCUCUCAGUCGGCGAGUUAGCCUUCAGACACCUCGAGGCGCGCUUCCCGUACUUGCUGCGCCACAAUGGCAGCGGCGUCGACCUGAUGCCAAGCAUUGUGGCUGCGUGUAGCACCCUGCACAACAUGUGCGAGGAGUGGGGCGAUGGCGUUGGUGACGGGUGGCUCGCUGAGGCUUCUAGGCACGCGUUGCCUCAGCCGCAUGCUGGCGCUGACCCGGCCCGAGACAUGUCACGAUGCCUUGAAGCAGAAGCCAUUCGGACGACCCUGUUUGCAACUGUAGUAAAAUGAUGUUUGAGGUUUUAGUAAAGACACUUCCUUUCAACGUGAGCAUUGACUGUCACUCAAAUUUGUAUGCUAACUACCUAUAUUGGGCUCAGUAUUUUGGUAACACAGUUUUGGGAGGAUUUACUUAGAGGUAGUUCUUUACAGCUUUUAUGUUACUAUGAUAUGCGCUCUCUUGGCUUCUUCUUGAGACUGUACGGGUCACUGUAGAGCGUAGCAAGUGAUUUGAGGCCACAGUCACAACUUAAUGCUGUAACAAGCUCUUCCAAGCAUCUUCCAGCAUUGCUACAUCCAAGUGAUUUUGCUUGGCAUGCUAUCGCAACACUGUACGAAUACCCCCAUUUGCAAGCAUAGCCCACAACGACGUAUACGGUGCAUAGACCUGGUUGCUGGUCAACCGAAGCUUUGCUCACUGUUAGGUCACUUCAUAAUUUAACACUGUGCACAUCAUUCUGGACAAUACUGCCGUGGAACUUCUAUCAAGGUCCAGCUUCUAACUCGUCGUUUGGCUCAGGUUCUCACCGCUUACAACCAUGACCUGCUCAAAACUCGGCCCUCUGUCACUGUAAGCUUCCAAACUCUGUGAUAAAAUAAUUCACAGUGGCCUCUCAAUCACAGCCACUCUGUGAUGAACUGACUAGCUUCAGUUAUAUUCAUUUGAGUGCACUCAUGCCUUUAGUAAAGGCUGCUCCACAAUGGUUAACUGUACUUUAAUUCAAAUUCAUGCUGUACAAGGGUGCUGAGGUUUUUUUCAACCAGUUCUUGUCGGACGAGCAAGCCAAUGUAUCAUUUAUUAUCGUCUUUCAUGCCACACCUUUACUGGUUAAGGCACUUGUCUCCAUUCCGAGAUUACUCGAGGAAAAAAAAAAAAUCUCGAACUACUGCCAUUUAGCUGCAGUUAAGCUUCGACAGCAGUAUUCUCGUGUGACCACUUGGGGCCACAGUUUUCAGCAGAAUUCUCGUGGGCCCCCAAAAAGGUGACUGCACGAGAAUACUGCUGUUGAAGGCUUAACUGUACAGCUGAAAAACGAUGUUCCACUCUGAAUGAAAUAUUUUCUUGCCCUUAGAGUUGAAAGCUUACAAGCUAAUAAACUUGUGUGUUUGCGGCUGCUACAUUCCUAAAGGGGCAGAAUGCAAAAGUACUCGCGUACUGUGCUUUCAGUGUGUGACGAACAACUCCAGAUGGCUUUACCAAGGGCAUUGUCGUGUAGCUAUGGGACAUGAAGCUAUGUCACUUAUCUUUUAAAAAGAGAUGCUAGAGGAAAACAUUCAGCCAUUCCAUACUGAUAAAAUAGUUGUAGAAAAUUCUAUCGUUUUCUGUAUUCACUACAUGGCUUUUUUGCAUGCUAACAAGUGCUCCCCACUGUGCCCAAGCAAACUAGCAGGUUUAUGUUUCUGUCGACUUCCUCCUCCGUCGCACUCUGCAUCAGCGAGUGCUGACAUUUUUCAUGGCCGCUACCAUUGUGGAAACUAGGUGGCGCCUUACACAACAGCUUAUGACGAAUUAGUGAUUUCAGAAGCACGAUCCCAAAACGUAGAUCUAGUUAAUGUUUUCCUAUACUGCCUCUGAGCCACAAGCUGUAAAUACAUGUUUUACGAUGCUGUUGUUGGAAUGAAACCUCUCUGUUAACUGUUUUGCCUAAUGCAGUUCUGUGUAGAAUCACAAUAAGUGCAAAAGCUAUGGCACGACAAUGCCACCCACACUGGUAAGACCGAACUCUCAUCAUGUGUGUACUCGUACGUUGCUCAAUGUAAAGCACUCCCUCGUUGCAUUGUUUGGAAGAUGUGUUUAGAGUCGUGGCAACGGAGUCGAUCCGGUCACAAUUUGUACCGCUCCAUGUCAUAGGACACUUGUUGUACAGCCUUUCAGAAUCUCGUGCGUUUUGUAGGUCACACUUUAAGGUUGUCCACUAUACAUAGAGGAGUAAAAGCCAUCCUCCAUUUUGCUGAAGUGCUUCCACAUAUUUAGCUAGUUUAGGUUGUCGUACGCGAGUGCCUGUGUGCCUAAAUGUGUGGUGUUGCAAUAUGCCUCUGCUGUGUGUAUGUUUGUAUUUGUUUAGUAGAGUCGUGUCUCUUGUAACUAUCUGCUGUGAGUGUUUGCAUUCCAGCAUUUUGUCAUUGAAAUGCAGUUUUUAUUUUUCAUUCCUAUUCGACAAAAGUGAUGUCGAUUCCAUUUUUACGGGUAUUUGUGGAUCCCAACAAGCUCGUGCACAUUACGUGUGGCUCACAAGCUGCUGAAAUCUUCAUCAUAAACUUGAAAUGCAGCACCCUGGUUGUGGUAAUAUGGAAGAAUGCUUAUGUGUGUGUAUUUUCGUGUGCGUUAAGACAAUCACAGGCGCUUGAAAUUAAACCUAUGUCCUACUGUGCAUUUUUGGUUGAAGAUUUUAUGCUCUUAGAGUUAAACUUCAUGGCUUGAUGGCGCAGUUUAAUGCCAGUCAAUCGGGCAACGCCCUGAGGUGCAGUGGACAAAGUAAUGAGUGGCUUUGAAACUUUUCACAAAGGCUGUUAUACACAGAACAGCCGGCAUAUUUGUAUUCUAAACUGUAAUGUGAUUUGCUGCCUUUUGCAUCGCACAUUCUUGAACAGGUUUACUUAACGUGUAUUACUGGGCAAUGUUUCUUACUUCAUACUUGGGCAUCGUUUGAGCAUAGAUCUGUUGCUUUCCACCUUAGUGUCUUCAAUACCUGCAACUUUUCAGUGACCAAGGAACGGUGGUUAGCAGUCAUUUCCAGAGUUCCUUUUGGAAAACUUGGAAAUGUUCACAUAUCAGUUUAAUUGAUCAAAAUCAAAAGAACUCUUGGACUAACUAAAUAGUGAAAGCAGAGGAUUAGCAUGCUGGUACGCAUUGCUGUCGUUAUUGGUGACGAGAGAAGCCCGGCAUAGUAUGCCGCUCUGCUGACCAUAAUUGCAUUACUGCUAACAUUUAAUGUGCCUUAUUUUAUUCUGUCAUCAAGCCACAAAUGUUACAUUCCAGCAGCUAAUAAGCGCGUGAGACUGCUGUGAAAAGGUGCUUCCAAGAAGUUUUGUCUUCCAUGCUUCAAGCUGUCAGAAGUGGUAACCCGUCUUCGAAUGUGGAACCAAACCCUUUCCACCUUGUGUCCUUCAUUGCUAGCAUCUCAUUCUGCAUACUACACCAAGAAAAAGCGUACUCAGUGUAGAUUCUUUGUAACAAAACCAUUGUUUCCUUUGUUGAUGAAUAUAACUUUGACUCGGAGUAGCAGCGU